Paramecium octaurelia is the source of this 843-nucleotide messenger RNA. The record is from the annotation of a GenBank genome assembly. NCBI's taxonomy places the organism in Eukaryota, Ciliophora, Oligohymenophorea, Peniculida, Parameciidae.
AUGAUGUAUAAGUAGAGUCCGAAGAUCAAUUCAAAUGAAUAAAGAAUGAAUCAGAUACAUAGAAAUUAUGUUGCUGCUGAUUACAAUUAUAAUUACUCAAAUAAUUAACUAAAUCUUCAAUUGGCUGAAAAGAUGAUGAUCGCAUACAAGCAUCAAAAGAACGAAAAAAAACCACUAGUAACAAAGAAAAUCAAGAUGGUUGAUCCUUUCUCUAAUAAAUAUUAGCGUGAUAUGUAAAUGCAAUAGUAAAAUUAGAAAUUCAUUUGCUUAUGUCUAUGAAGCAGGUGGAAUCCCUUGCAAGAUUAAUUAUAAUACUCAAGGGAAUAUGAAAAUCUAAUGGAUUCAAGAUGUAAACAUCUAAACCAUACCAUAUGACCCAGUAUUAGUUACAUGUUUUAAUGGAUUAUUAGAGGAUGUUCAUCCUUAUUUAGCAAUUGCCACAACUGCUAUUUAAUUCAUGCUAUAAAACGAAGUAAUAGCAUCAAAUAAAAAUUAGGCUGCGUAAGAAAAAAUCAUCUAAGUUCUUCCAAAAUUAGUGUUACCAUUAAGAAGUGCAUUGAGUUCCAAAAGUGACAAAGUAUUUGGCUCUGCAUUAUAAAUUUUGAAGUAGCCACAUCUGUUUAAUUUAGGUCCUUAUCCAAUGUCGUUGGAUCUCAUCUGAAUAAAUAUCUGAAAUUGUUCCUAGUCCCUAUUUGGUAGAGAUAGAAUCAUUCAGUUGUCGGAGAGCAAAUAAGACUAGUUCUUUCUGUUUUGGAAUAUAAUGGGGUAUAUUGACUAAUUAAUUAGGGUUCUGAAGUCUUUUAAAUCAUUAAACAGAAGAUUCCAACAUACUCUAAUUUUUGA